AUGGCCGACGCGAACUUGCAUCGCGUGGUACAGACUACAGCUUUUGAGCUCAGUGCCACGCCCGGCUACAAGUGGUAUGGCGCGACAACCGCCUUCGACGUCAAGUGUGCCGCGGAUGCCGAAGACCAGUGCAACAUCUUCACCUCGCCCUUUCUCGACUGGGUCCCUCAAUUCCCCGAGUACACGCGCUGGCCGCAGUUGUAUAACGAGCGGUGUCUCCAUCAUGCCUGUAUCCCUACUUCCGACGCCGAGUUCGCGCCCGGAGCACAGGUAUACGAAGGCUUCGGGUACAGUCCCUGGGAAGAGUCUAUUUCGUGCGGUGUUCCUGGCUUCGGGUUUCUGAAGCCCGAGGUCCUCAAUGAGUUGUACUCCAUCGCGACCGACGUUCUCCAGAGGUACGAUGCCGCUGAGCGAAAUACCAUGAAGCGAGACGCCCUCCUGUUCAACCGGGAGUCCGGUAUACACCACAGACUCGGCAAGAUGUUAUCUAUCCUGCUGAGGAACGCUGUCGACCGCCUUCGAAUGCUCCCGACCACCGAACAGCACGCCUUGGUAACGGGUCGCAUGGCCCACCGCCUUAUCCUGGAGUUGAGCGGGCUGACCGUCUUCUACAACGAAGUUGUUAUUCGUAUGGCUAGUCCGAUUUCUCAUCAUCCUUGGGUUCUUCCAGUGCUCGGGGCGUUCGUGCGCACUGAUGCUGCCGCCCAACUAUUCUAUCGCCUCGGCCUACCCUUCUGGCACAUCCGGCCGUGGUCGCGUGUUAUGAAGAUUGCACAGGUCGUCAGCCCGCGUCAUUGGUCCAACAUACUUAACGAUACACCCGCUUGGCCGCGGGUCCCAAAAUCAUGGUACGACCCCGACGGCACUCACCAGGAUCCCGGACGCUGGACGCACCCCUCUGUGGUGUUUGUAUGUAACAUGACGUGCUCUUCUGCGCUUCCUCAUCUCCAGGCGGUGAGCCGAGCAGAGGGCGCGGAGGCCGAGGCCAAGCGAUUCAAGGGGAACGAUGCCGCUGGGGAAGCGAGGUCGGAGCAAACGCGGGGGGCAAAAUCGCAGAAGGAACACGCCGCGACGACCUUCAAGCGCCCCCCGGAAGGUGUCGUCACGAUGAGUCCGAAUUGGCGAGCCGCUCUGUCGAGUGCACCACCUCUGGCCUUUCCACCGCCGGUCGCCUUAGAGUAUUAUUACCCUCCUCCGUUCCUCAUCCUCGAGGCCCAGAACCACAAAACGCGCUACCUGCACAACUUCGUCCGCAUUCGCAAGUUCUGCAGACUCCGACUGGUCGACUCUCGUAUCAACGGAGCCCCUUUGCGCAUCGCCGACUGGCGACAUGCGUUGUUUGGGGACUAUCGCGUGGACGAUGACGACCGGGUGAGCGCAAUCCAUGGCGAGCCAGCGGACACAGGCGAAGUGGGAGAAGUGGAGGAAGGGAACAUCGUGGAGGAAAACCAAGCAGGUGGUGUAGUGCCCCAGAAGAGACAGGAGACCAUCCGAUUGGAACGACGACAGGGGGUCCGCGGCCUGUUCGCCCAAGGGGGGUCCCUGCUGUCAUAUCGCGAGAGCGAGGCGACCAGCUAUCGUGGCCUGGAGGUGUCCGUCGAUGUAGCCCGUAGCGACCCUUCCUUGCUCAACCUCGUCGUAUGGGAGCUAUUCGAAACCAACUGGCGAUGUGAGCUUCGCGCGCUCGAUACUCGCCUCGUCGACCUCACUGGCGACUCAUUCCGCCAUUGGGAGCGAGAACAGCAGUUGGCCAACGUCUGGCGGGGUUCUGCCCUUCAGUCUGCGUUGUCCGUUGUUGAUGUUGGCUCACCAUUUUUCUGCUGGACUCCGGCUGGUCAAGAAGGUUGGAAGGCACGUCGUGCGAACCUGCAGGCCUUCCUGUACGUCCUGAGUGCAUGGCCGGAUUUUCCAGAGUCGCUGCGCGUGAACACGACAACGACAGCAGAGUGCGACGACGAGGAGACCUUCAACAACGUCGAGGAGCGUGCCAUUCAAUUCUACGUCCACACUUUCACGAAGCAAUAUCAUCGUCUCCCCUCCCCGCCUGUGCAAUAUGUCUCUCCGUCAGUCUCUGUGUAG
This is a messenger RNA of Fomitopsis serialis, 2079 nucleotides long. RefSeq lists its product as uncharacterized. The transcript is spliced from 4 exons. Bases 1 to 2079 code for a protein of 692 amino acids. NCBI's taxonomy places the organism in Eukaryota, Fungi, Basidiomycota, Agaricomycetes, Polyporales, Fomitopsidaceae. The record is from RefSeq and is a predicted model, not a curated record.